This is a messenger RNA of Mandrillus leucophaeus (drill), 1313 nucleotides long. RefSeq names its product adenylate kinase 8. NCBI's taxonomy places the organism in Eukaryota, Metazoa, Chordata, Mammalia, Primates, Cercopithecidae. The coding region runs from base 372 to 1199 and encodes 275 amino acids. The record is from RefSeq and is a predicted model, not a curated record. The transcript is spliced from 10 exons. Gene Ontology annotation, biological process: nucleoside triphosphate biosynthetic process. Gene Ontology annotation, cellular component: cytoplasm. Gene Ontology annotation, molecular function: ATP binding; AMP kinase activity; nucleoside diphosphate kinase activity.
ACAAUUCCCAGCGCGCUGCUCGUCCAACUGAUUCAGGAACGCCUGGCUGAAGAGGAUUGCGUCAAGCGGUUGGAACUUUCUUGUAAUAGCCGCUUUUGAGUCUUCAUCCGCUAAUUCCAACAUCUGAGUUAUGUGGUGGUGACAUCUGUAUCUGCUCUCAUGGCUGGAUUCUGGAUGGCAUCCCCGAGACGCGUGAGCAGGCCCUGAGGAUCCAGACCCUGGGGAUCACUCCCAGACACGUCAUCGUGCUGAGUGCUCCAGACACGGUCCUGAUCGAGAGAAACCUGGGGAAGAGAAUCGACCCUCAAACUGGAGAGAUUUAUCACACCACCUUUGACUGGCCACCCGAAUCUGAAAUCCAGAACCGUCUGAUGGUGCCAGAGGAUAUCUCAGAGCUGGAGACGGCUCAGAAACUGCUGGAGUAUCAUAGGAACAUCGUCAGGGUCAUUCCCUCCUACCCCAAAAUCCUCAAAGUCAUCAGUGCUGACCAGCCAUGUGUGGACGUCUUCUACCAGGCUCUGACCUAUGUCCAAAGCAACCAUCGUACUAAUGCCCCGUUCACCCCAAGGGUGCUGCUGCUCGGGCCUGUGGGCAGUGGGAAAAGUCUGCAGGCCGCCCUCCUGGCCCAGAAAUACAGGCUUGUCAAUGUCUGCUGUGGGCAACUGCUGAAAGAGGCUGUGGCAGACAGGACCACGUUUGGCGAGCUCAUUCAGCCCUUUUUUGAAAAGGAGAUGGCAGUUCCUGACAGCCUCCUCAUGAAGGUGCUGAGCCAGCGCCUGGACCAGCAGGACUGCAUCCAGAAAGGCUGGGUGCUGCACGGCGUCCCACGGGACCUGGACCAGGCACACCUGCUGAACAGCCUGGGCUACAAUCCCAACAGGGUAUUUUUCCUGAAUGUGCCAUUUGAUUCCAUCAUGGAGCGGCUGACUCUGAGAAGAAUUGAUCCAGUCACUGGGGAGAGGUACCACCUCAUGUACAAGCCACCUCCCACCAUGGAGAUCCAGGCUCGCCUCCUGCAGAACCCGAAGGAUGCUGAAGAGCAGGUCAAGCUGAAAAUGGACCUGUUCUACAGGAACUCGGCCGACUUGGAGCAGCUCUAUGGGUCGGCCAUCACCCUCAACGGAGACCAGGACCCAUACACCGUCUUUGAAUACAUCGAGAGCGGCAUCAUUAAUCCCCUGCCCAAGAAAAUCCCCUGAUGGGUUCAGAGCCAGGAGCGCCGCCCCAGGGAAAGAGUUAAUCCCCUGCCCCCAGCCCCCCAACCUCUGCAAACUCCCCUAAAAAGCCAAUAAAGCGUGCUGGGUACAGUCUCA